GUUGUAUAUGUAACAGCCACGUUCCCCUAUAUCAUGUUGAUGAUUCUUCUGAUUCGUGGAGUAACGUUACCAGGUGCUUCCGAAGGGAUAAAAUUCUACUUGUACCCUGACCUUUCUCGACUGUCUGACCCACAGGUGUGGGUGGAUGCUGGUACACAGAUAUUUUUCUCUUAUGCGAUCUGCUUGGGGUGCUUGACAGCCCUGGGAAGCUACAACAACUAUAAUAACAACUGCUACAGAGACUGCAUCAUGCUCUGCUGCUUGAACAGUGGCACAAGCUUUGUUGCUGGUUUUGCUAUCUUUUCAGUUCUUGGAUUUAUGGCUUAUGAACAAGGCGUGCCCAUUGCGGAAGUCGCAGAAUCAGGACCAGGACUUGCAUUCAUUGCUUACCCUAAAGCUGUUACUAUGAUGCCUCUCUCUCCUCUGUGGGCAGCUCUGUUCUUCAUGAUGCUCAUAUUCCUUGGAUUAGACAGUCAGUUCGUGUGUGUUGAAAGCAUUGUAACGGCUGUUGUAGAUAUGUACCCAAAGAUCUUCCGAAGGGGCUACAGAAGAGAACUGUUGAUUCUUGGCCUUUCCAUUGUGUCAUACUUCAUUGGCCUAAUAAUGCUAACUGAGGGGGGGAUGUAUGUCUUUCAGUUAUUUGACUCGUAUGCAGCUAGUGGCAUGUGCCUUCUUUUCGUGGCCAUAUUUGAAUGUGUCUGCAUAGGCUGGGUUUAUGGCAGCAAUCGCUUUUAUGAUAACAUUGAAGAUAUGAUUGGGUACAAACCACUGUCAUUGAUUAAAUGGUGCUGGAUGGUCUUAACUCCAGGUAUUUGCGCAGGAAUCUUCAUCUUUUUCCUGGUGAAAUACAAGCCUUUGAAAUACAACAAUGUGUAUAUAUAUCCUGACUGGGGCUAUGGCAUAGGGUGGAUGAUGGCACUCUCUUCCAUGAUCUGUAUCCCUUUGUGGAUGUGUGUUAAGCUGUGGAAAGCAGAAGGCACUUUCACAGAGAAAUUCAGGAAGUUGAUUACACCUAGCUCAGAUCUGAAAAUGAGAGGGAAACUUGGAGGAGGAGCCUACACUGCAGCAAUAAAUGACUGCGAUGCCAAACUGAAAGGAGAUGGCACCAUUUCAACCAUCACAGAAAAGGAGACGCAUUUCUGAAAGAACUAUCUUUUUUGUUUUGGUUUGGGUUCUGUUUCUUUUUUUGUAUAAAUAAAUAAAUAAAUUCACUUAAUUAUAGAGGCUGGCUUGUUUUGCACAAAAUUUUAUUAACCAGUUAAUUUUAAAGUGAAAAAUCGUAUACUUGUUUAAAAGUGGUUUUUUUUUUUUUUUUUUUUAAAUGACUAUAAGUAAUGAUUAUGUGAAAGAAAAAGAAAUAGUAUUAUAUGGUAUGUUAGUGAUGAUUUCUUGUAAUAUGGUAUUUUCAGUAAAUGUUUUUUUUAGAAAGUAGAGGGCCCUGUAUAAUGUGCUGUAAAACUUUUCUACUUUGAUUUCUGUCAGAUGUAAUGUUGUAUAGAUAUAAGCAUUCUAAUCUGUAAGCAUUUCAGACCAUUUCAGCUUUUGAUGUAUGUCUAU
Merops nubicus (carmine bee-eater) is the source of this 1557-nucleotide messenger RNA. Its product is annotated as sodium- and chloride-dependent GABA transporter 3. Lineage: Eukaryota; Metazoa; Chordata; Aves; Coraciiformes; Meropidae. Gene Ontology annotation, cellular component: membrane. The annotation marks the transcript as partial. Gene Ontology annotation, biological process: sodium ion transmembrane transport. The record is from RefSeq and is a predicted model, not a curated record. The transcript is spliced from 9 exons.